AUUUUCUUGUUUGGAUUUUGAGGUCGCCCAACAAGAAACAACAACUCCUUUUUCCUAUAUUACUCGGCAAAGACAAAAAGUAGUUCGAGGUUGAGGAGUUGAACUACCCAAGUGGAUCAAAUGUCAUUUCAAUUCAUAAACACAUCUUUCUUCCCUACCAUUUAACAUUCAUCUCUCCAUUCUUGAUCUACACUCUCCUCAUUCACAUCUCUCAAUGGCCGGUUUCUUCUCCCUUCUCAGACGCCUCUACCUCACCGCCUACAACUUCACCCUGCUCGUUGGAUGGUUUCAGGUUCUGUAUAUUGUUCUGAGGACGCUGAAGGAAUCGGGCCAUGAAAACAUAUACCGUGCAGCCGAAAAGCCUUUGCUUUUUGCCCAAACCGCAGCUGUGCUUGAGAUUCUUCAUGGUUUGGUAGGGCUGGUGCGGUCUCCAGUAACAGCAACCUUGCCACAGAUAGGUUCAAGGUUGUUCCUGGUUUGGGGCAUCUUAUGGAGUUUUCCUGAGACUCGGACUCAUGUGCUCGUUACCUCCCUAUUAAUCAGCUGGUCUAUCACCGAGAUCAUUCGCUAUUUUUUCUUUGGAUUGAAAGAGGCAUUUGGAUAUACCCCAUCAUGGCUUUUGUGGCUCAGAUAUAGCACCUUUUUAGUGCUAUAUCCAACAGGCAUCAGCAGCGAAGUUGGUCUAAUAUACAUUGCCUUGCCAUUCAUUAAGGCAUCUGAGAAGUACUGCCUAAGGAUGCCUAACAAAUGGAACUUCUCCUUUGAUUACUUUUAUGCUGCUAUUGUUGUACUGGGAAUCUAUGUUCCAGGUAGCCCUCACUUGUAUAGUUACAUGCUUGCACAGAGGAAGAAAGCCCUAUCAAAAUCAAAGAAAGAGUAGAGUAGCAUCUGUAUUGUAGACUUUGUAGUGUUUACUUUUGUCCUAAGGUUCACGUGCGUACUAGCUGGAAAUAGAAAGAUUUGGCAUAUAAGAAAAGCAUAAUACUAAGUAAUGGAUCAAUAUUUAAUGAGAAAUGCGAUGAUUGCUUUUGGGAAUCGGUUUCUGGGAAUUCAACAGAGUUAAAGUGAAAAGCUAGGUGGUCGACAAUCGGCAUACUAUAUUUUCCAUCCUUGUUGUAGCCAUCAUUGGCCCGCGCAUUAUUAAUAUUAUUUUCUCACUACCACCAAAAUAUUGAAAAAGAAAUUCCUAAUUAGUCGUAGAAUAGCAUUAGACUAUUAUUAGGAGUAAUUAUUUUUCUUCUAAAAAAAAUUCAUAUAACACGGUCAUAUUUUUUUUA
This is a messenger RNA of Cajanus cajan (pigeon pea), 1277 nucleotides long. RefSeq names its product very-long-chain (3R)-3-hydroxyacyl-CoA dehydratase PASTICCINO 2A. Gene Ontology annotation, cellular component: endoplasmic reticulum membrane. Gene Ontology annotation, biological process: very long-chain fatty acid biosynthetic process; sphingolipid biosynthetic process; fatty acid elongation. Gene Ontology annotation, molecular function: 3-hydroxyacyl-CoA dehydratase activity. The record is from RefSeq and is a predicted model, not a curated record. Lineage: Eukaryota; Viridiplantae; Streptophyta; Magnoliopsida; Fabales; Fabaceae.